CAUAAACUCUCUUACUGGUCUUAGAAUUUGCCGAGCAGCGAAAUGAACGAAAGCACAAAAAAGCACAACUCCAGGAAAUUCAAGUUUUUUAAAUUCAACGUGUUUGGCAGCCUGAGUAACCUUCCACGCGCUUUUCGAAGAGGGAGUAGCCGAGAGGUAGACCUCCAGCACCAUGGGGAUAUCAGGGUGGGCAGCAGUGUCUUUGAGACGACCCAAGAUGACCUCACAGCUAUCCCCAAGAGUCCCUCCUAUGCCAGGUCAUGUGACAUGUACAGCCACAUGGGAACUAUGCCCAGAUUCGGCAAGAAACAUGGGUCAAAAUCCAAAAAGGAGAAAGGGAAACACAGCUGUGACAAUGUGGCGCCAUCUGAAUUAGCCGUACAACACAGCACUGAGCUAUUGGAUGAUGACCCCAAUGAUAUCAUUGUUGUGCCAUCUUUAAAAGCACAGAUUCAGGACAAGCCGAGCAAAGAACCAGUAACAAAUCAGAAUGAUCCUGGGUCUGUGAGUGCGGACACAUCAAGAACAGAACCUACAGUGACGGACAAGCAGGAAGAAGCGGAGGGUAAACUGGACCCUGAAACAUGUGCCAAGAGCGCCUGUAACAGCCAGGAUCCGGGGUACGACUACGUCAAGUUCUCGAAGGAGAAAUAUAUAUUGGACACGCCUCCUGAAAAGCUGCACAAGGAGUUAGAGCAGGAGCUGAAACUUAACAGCUCGGACCUGCGCAGUCACGCUUGGUACCAUGGGCGCAUACCACGUGAGGUGUCAGAGACUUUGGUCACAAGAAAUGGAGAUUUCCUUAUCAGAGAUUCGCUGACCAGCCUGGGCGACUACGUGCUGACCUGCCGCUGGAAGAACGAUACAUUGCACUUCAAGAUCAACAAAGUGAUGGUGAAGACCAGUGACAGCUACACGCGCAUACAGUACCUUUUUGAGCAGGAAAGUUUCGAUAACAUCCCCUCUCUGGUGCGAUUCUAUGUGGGCAGCCGCCGGGUAGUGUCAGAACAGAGUGGCGCCCUAAUCUAUUGCCCCAUCAACCGCACAUUCCCUCUACGCUACCUGGAGGCCAGCUAUGGACUAUCCACUGGGGGACAGCGAGGAUCUCGAAGCCCACAGAAAGGACAUAUGAAGAGGCGGAGUAUCACAAUGACCGACGGCCUCACAGCAGACAAGAUUACUAAGAGCAACGGGUGCCCAAGCAGCACGUCCUCCCCACAUCACCGAGAUGUAAUCAGAAAUUGUGCUGUCAGUGUGGACCAAAUUCAGGACCUGCACACUCCAAUGUCUCCUAUCUCCGAGACCCCUGGAUCACCUGCCUACAGUACAGUAGUGAGGGUCAAGCCACAUGGAAGCACAGUGGGUUGCAUCACUCCAUCAUCACCAGUUUUACGAAGAUCUAGUGAACCCUAUGUAUGUCCUGCAAACAAUAAGAGUGCAUUAAAUAUGGUGGACAGUGCCCAUUCCACUCCAAGCCAUGGCUACCCACCCAUUUCUCCAUCACCCUCCAUAAACAGCUACAACGACCCAGAUAAUGGGUAUUACUGCCAGCUGCGCCCAGCAUCCCCAACACAGGACAUGCAAAACAAACCACCACCUCCAAAGAGUUAUGUGGAGAGGUUAAAAGUGGAUGAGGGAGCCAGGGCUGGGGGUAUCCGCACAGCAGAGGAAAUUUUCUUCCUUCCAAAUUUGGAAGCCAAAUCUUCGUUCAACCCUUUAACAUUCCAGUCCUCACUUAUCCCUUUGGACAACAAACCUCUAGAGAUGUCAAUUCUGAAGAAGGUCAAAGAGUUAUUUUCAGAAGUAGAUGCCAAGAUUAUUGCCAAACACAUCACCAAAAUUGACUGUGAGGUUGCCAGGAUACUUGGCGUUACCAAGGAGAUGCAGCUGAGCAUGGGGGUGAGCUCUGGCAUGGAGCUUUUAACGUUGCCGCAUGGCCGUCAGCUGCGACUUGACCUCCUAGAAAGAUUCCAUACCAUGUCGAUCACCAUUGCUGUCCACAUCUUGGGCUGCACGGGCAGCACCGAGGAACGAGCCAAUCUGCUCCACAAAACGAUCCAGCUGGCGGCGGAGCUGAAAGGCACCUUGGGCAACAUGUUUAGUUUUGCGGCUGUGAUGAAUGCCUUGGAGAUGUCACAGAUCUCCCGGCUGGAGCAGACCUGGAUAGGACUCAGACAGCGGCACACGGAGGGCGCCAUUUUGUACGAGAAGAAACUGAAGCCUUUUCUGAAAACUCUGAAUGAGGGAAGAGAAAGCCUACCGCUGAGUAACACCUCGUUCCCUCACAUCAUUCCCCUCAUCACCCUCCUGGAGCGAGACGUCCCCAUGUCAGAGAGUGGGGAGCCCUGGGACAGUGUUGACCAGGGAGUGGAGGUGGUAAUGGCACAUCUAGAGGCGGCAAGGAUGGUGGCGCACCAUGGCGGGCUUUAUCGCACCAAUGCAGAGAUGAGACUACAAGGGUUUCAGCCAAGGGCAGAUCUCCUGGAGGUGUCCAGCACAGAGUUCCAGAUGCGAAUGCUCUGGGGCAGCCGGGGAGCACUGGGCAGCCAGGCUGAGAGAUACGACAAAUUCGACAAGGUCCUCACAGCUCUCUCACACAAGCUGGAGCCCUGUGUUCGCUUCAGUGAAUUAUAGCCAAAAACUGCUGGUGCCAGACAGAAAGAAUACCAGGAUGUGAACCCACAGCAGGUUGCCUGGUUGUGAAGGGGUUAACAGAACUGCAGACAGCGACCUGUAAUUUCCCACUGUUUUAUAACAUCAGCAUUUGAAAGACUUCAGUGAACGUCACUGAUAAAACUCAGCACUUUUACAUUAAAAAGCACCUGACUUUCUGUUCAUACAUAAGUAUCAAGGACAGCAGAUAGAGAGCCCCGGCGUAACUGGAAUAAGGAAGCACAAAAACUGGAUUCCAGAGCCCACCUACUGGUGGUAGAUGGUAUGACAGGCAGCAAAUUGCCUGUGUAACUGACCUGCAGGUUUCUGAUGCAGAACUUUACAGAGUCCUCUGCUAAUAAUUUUAUAACAGGAAAAAAUACCACAGCACAGCUAUAUCGAGGUUAUUCACAGGGUGUGCAGCUGCUAUAUAUAAGCUUUAUUCCAAACAAGUCAUGCCAUAGUUGCCAACAUUUGCAAAACAGAAGGUUACUUUUCAGCAGUGCAGUCAAGCGAGCAAGUUACAUGUGUAAUGACCACGCCUACUGAUAGUUCCACCAAAUCUGCUCUGCACCAAAACACCCACAAAAUGAAAUAGUAUUAUUAUUUAAUAUAAUCAGUAAAGUGAGAUUCGCAGACACCAGGUCAGCAAAUUAAAUGUUUUGUUUUUAUUGUUCUGCACAAUAUGCAAAACAACUAUCUAUAUUAUUAGACCAACAAAGACCCCCUGUCUGAUUCCCACAGACGCAGACAUCCAUGUGGAGCCCACAGCUAAGGGCAGAUUUUUACAGUGAAGGACAGACUACCGGGAUAGUUAUAUCAAGGUAGAGAAGGCUAAAAAAUCAUUACUGCCCCGGGGAAAAUCAGGACAGCUGGCAAGUAUGAGAUGUUGUGGUUCUCUGUAAGUUUGAUUUAAUAUUCUAGGCUGCAAUAUUUUGUACAGCACUCCAGCAGCCAAGGGGUUAAAGCUGUGAGACAAGACCGAAAUAAGACACCCACAAAUCUAUACAUAUCCUAAAAACAAAACUAUUUCUUGAACAUAAACCAGUAAUGUUAAUUAAAUAGGCCCUGAAUUUUAUAGGAUUAAUUUGUGGCUAACUAAUUCCUGUCCGGUAUCCAGGUUAGUGCUUCUACAACCGCCAUCUUGUCCGACUAAAUUGUCUUUGUGCGUUCCAGACGUCAGUUACAAAGGUGCCCUUGUUAUUUUCUUAUAAGAUAUCUAUGUGAUUGGGACGAGGGAGGGGGACCGACUUUUUUGCACAAUUGUAUAUAUUGUAUCAGCCAUUCCAGCACUGGAAGGGUUAGUCUUAAUGUUCUGAUUUUCUUAUUUAAAGAGCCACCGAUCUUUAAAAAAAAAAUAAAAAAAUAUCACAGUGGCUGUUGUCAAGGAGACAUCAAACUGAAAAUUAAUAUAAAAGACUAUACGGAAACAGUCCAAUACAUAGGACGGCCCAUUGUAACGCCUGUAUUGUAUGUAUGCAUCAGUUGAUGCCAGUUUCUGCCUGUUGUAAAUAAUGCUCUGUAUAUAGCACGCUGCUCCCCUAACUGUACAGUAUCCCUGUACAUAACUAUGUGUUACUGAUUUAUCUGUAAAUAAAUGUAUUGAUGUAAAUAAA
Messenger RNA from Bombina bombina (fire-bellied toad), 4268 nucleotides. RefSeq names its product SH2 domain containing 3C (gene SH2D3C). Bases 43 to 2634 code for a protein of 863 amino acids. Gene Ontology annotation, molecular function: phosphotyrosine residue binding; guanyl-nucleotide exchange factor activity. Gene Ontology annotation, biological process: small GTPase-mediated signal transduction; positive regulation of peptidyl-serine phosphorylation. Lineage: Eukaryota; Metazoa; Chordata; Amphibia; Anura; Bombinatoridae. The transcript is spliced from 12 exons. The record is from RefSeq and is a predicted model, not a curated record.